CUGUACAAGAUUUUGAAAUUCUAAGUAUUGAUUACUAAAAAAGCAUAUAAAUAUAUACAGGAAUGGAAACAGAUACAUCAUUUCCAGAGGCUGAUGUUCAUGCUGAACUAAAUCCUGGUCACAACAAAAGUUUCCAAGUCGAUCCUGUUUCAUCAGAAAUUGUUUCUAAUAAGGUACAAGAAGAGAUUGAGAAAAAGGAAAACGCAAAAGCUGAGAGGGACGCAUUGCAAACGCUAAAAUCGGCGAUCAUUGUCACAGCCGUGAUCGCGGCAGUGGCAGGGGCCGCAUUUGCGAUAACCAAGAAAAUGAAAGAGAAAUGAUCUUAUACCGCGGCGAGGCCUGCCUAAUUUUUAUAAUUUUGCCUAUUUAAAUAUGUAAUUUUUUUGUUUACAGAAAAAGAUUCUAAUUAUUCUAUCAUAAGCAAUUUUAAAAUAAUAAUGUAUUGAUUACUGAUUGAUGAUUUAAUAUCUUCUUUGAAACUA
Messenger RNA from Tarenaya hassleriana, 482 nucleotides. RefSeq lists its product as uncharacterized. The transcript is spliced from 3 exons. Bases 63 to 320 code for a protein of 85 amino acids. The record is from RefSeq and is a predicted model, not a curated record. NCBI's taxonomy places the organism in Eukaryota, Viridiplantae, Streptophyta, Magnoliopsida, Brassicales, Cleomaceae.